ACAGCUGGCAUCAGACAUUCGCUCUCUGCAUUUAGGUAGUGAAUUUGACUUCUUUCCUCUGUGCCUUACCCUCACUCCUGCGCUUUGUGUCUCUCACUUAGUCCAAACCCACUUGCGUCACGUGGGCAAUAGCGUGCGGGUGAAAGGUCAGGGCGCUCUGGCUGGUGGCGCGCUGUGCGGUUGGCAGCGCUGCUGUUGGCGGUGGAGGAAGCCGCUUGCAGUUCCAGGUUGAGUUACUUGUGUAUCCUGAUAAAUUGAUCAGAUUAUCCAAAUCACAGUCAACUUGAGUAAACCAAAAUGGGAGUAAUGCUUUCUUGUUGGAGGGCAAAGCCUUCCACUGUAGAAAUAUUGGAAAAAAUUGACAAGGAAAUAAAUACAUUAGAAGAAUUCAAGGAAAAGAAUCAAAGACUUCAAAAGAUCUGGGUUGGAAGACUGGUACUCUAUUCAUCCACUCUCUAUAUCGUAGCCUUUAUAAUUGUGUACUUAUGGUGUUUUCCGGAAGAAUGGACUGCACGACUAACCUUGGCACUUCCAGGAUUUUUAUUUCCUUUAUUGGUCUGGUUGAUAAGAAAAGUUUUGAUUUGGUUAUUUUGCAGAAGAACUGAAAAGAACAGUGAAGCCCUAGAAGAUUUAAAAAUACAAAAGAAGAAGAUACUUGAGGAGGUCAUGGAAAAGGAGACAUACAAGAAUGCCAAACUAAUCUUGGAGAGGUUUGACCCAGAAUCCAAGAAAGCUAAAGAACUUGAUCAGUUGACUUCUGGGAUGCCAGCUACUCCGAAACCUGGUCAAGAACUUCGUCAAAGGACAUCAGCUCAAGUAGCAUCCACUCCACCAAACCUCAAGCAGGGAAAUCCACAAACUCUGCCGAUUGCCUCGCCUGUUCUACAGAGCACAUCAGCUCCUGGUGGCCCACCAGAAAAGACCGCUCAUUCAGUUUUACAGACACCUGUACUAUCGAAGCGGACAAUGCCUCCAGCUACCCCAAUUCCUGUAAUGGGUGUUCAUCCUCCAGGUCCUCCCCUAGCAAGACCAAUCCUCCCUCGAGACCGGGGAGCAGUUGAUAGAGUUAUUGAAUAUUUGGUUGGUGAUGGCCCACAGAACAGAUAUGCACUUAUUUGUCAGCAGUGUUUUUCUCAUAAUGGCAUGGCCUUGAAAGAAGAAUUUGAAUAUGUUGCAUUUAGAUGUGCAUACUGUUUCUUUCUUAAUCCGGCACGGAAAACAAGGCCUCAGGCUCCAAGACUUACAGAAUUCAAUUUUGAAAGAAGAACACCACCUGAUUCCCCAGGCUCAAUUCGUUCUCCAGCUGUGGUACGUGAUGAUCCAAUUGAUAAUGAACAAAGUGAGGAAGCUGGAGAUCAAAGUGUCACAUCCUUUCAUAAUAGCAGACAAGAUGAGAGUGGAAAAGAAGAAUCUACUCCAGUGGAGGUUCAGCUAAGACAUGACCAAGAAGUGGAGCAUGACGAUCAACCAAAAGAAAAUGAAACGGAUAUUGAAAUGAGUAAGGAUGAAGAGUCUGCUGUUAAUACACAAUAGCAAAGUUGUCUACAACUCUGCAUGUAGCUAGAGGUUUAAUAUAUUAUCCGUAACAACAUACCAAUUGAUUGUGCCAGAUUACCAAUACAAUAAAUUAUACUGAUUAGGCAAAACAGUAAAAGGUUUAACUAUUGUAAGUAGUAAUAAGUCUUUCUGAAGAAAAAUCUAGAAAUACUCUAUGUAUUUUGAUUUUUUUUGUGAUAAAUCUGUAAAUUAUCUAUGGUAUUAAAUAGCAAAGGCUGCUUUAUUGCUUGUCAGGUCACAGAAUACCAUUUAGUUGUUGGAUAUUCAUAUGUUCAAUGACCUACAAAAUUAAAAGUAAGAAUCCAAUCAUAAUUUAAAAUUGGUUGACCCUUUAAUCCCUUUACACUUUAGGAUUUGAUGCAAGAUGCACUUGGAUUGGAGUCAUUCUUUUUUUUAUAUUUUAAAGACUGUUUAAUUUAUAAGGCUUUAAAAUCUUGCAAGUUUGAAGCUGGAUUAGGUAAAAGUGUUUAAUUGAAAAUAAACUACCGUGUCUGUGUGUGUUUAUGAAACUUGAUGUUUACAGUCAGCAAUGAAAAACUAGCUUUUAUAUUUUUAAACAUGAAAUGGGAUAGUGGGAUUAGCUAGUCCUUUCUAUAUUUAAUAUUUAAAAGUUCAUUUGGAUAAUGUGUUCUUUGUCAGUAGAGGGUAAAUUCACAUACUGUUGUAAAGGAGGUACAAUGCAGGUUUUUCUGAAGUUUACAUGAGACAUUAUUGUAUUACAGGGACUAAUAUAGUGGUCCAGAGAUACCCUGGUACUUUUUGGUGUGGCUGCAUUUUUUGUUUACGAACUGCCAAUUCAGAAAUGUGUGCUGUGUUUUAAUAUUUUGAAAGCUAAAUAAAUUAUAGUUAUUGCAUCAACUAAGUGCUUUAUAUAGAAUACUGAAAUAUUGCUUUGCUUCAUGUAAAAAAAAACAAUGCUUUACAAAAAAAAUAAGAUGCUGUCUCCUUCAUGUACACUUUCGACAUCCAAAAACACAUGAUUUCAGUCCUCGAACAAAAGCAUAAUUUUAAUAUGUAUGUCUUGGUUUAAAAAAUGGGCAAUGCUCCUCAAAUUUGCAUUAAAGUUGAACACUGGAGUACAUUUGUCUGAAUGGCUACUGCUCAGUACUGGUAAUGUAUAUUUAGUUUCUUUUAUUCUGUUUAUGAGAUGCUAAGAACUAUUUCUGGCAUGAAUCUUUUGUUAAAAAAAGAAAGCUCCUUUAAAACUAUGCUUUGCAUUGGUGGUUGAAUUUGACUUCUACUAGAAAGCCUUGAGCUAAAUUUCCAUAUGAAUGCAUUUAGACUUUUGAAAAAGCAAAAAUUUAUUUUGUUAUUGUGCUGUGGGAUUGUGAGGGAAAACUAUCAAUUUUCAUCUGUGUCUAAUGUGCCCAUACUUUUGAGCCAAACCAUACUGCUGUCUCAACCCAAACAGCAGCAUUUAACAGCUUGCAGAUUCUACAGGUUUUUUGAAGAGCAAGAUGCAAGGUCAUCGUAUAUUCAUUGUAAGAUGGUUCUAACUUCACACGGGAAGACUGAGAUUAUCUUUAUUCAAUAAAUAGAAUAUAAUCAGGGGUUCAAAUAUUACAUUUCAAAGCUGUGAUGUUGAGAAAUUUAUAAUCUGCCUGGGGGAAAACUGUAUAAUAUCUUUUCCAUGUAUGUGAAUGAAGUCUUGCUGUCACAUCCUGUUGCCCCCUCAGAAAAGAAUGUUUACUAUAGAUGCUUUCUCUGGUAUAUUGUACAUGCAGUAAUAAUGGCCCAGAUUUUGUUGCUUAUACUACCACAAAAUUGAGUUUUUGCCAUCAGUGCACCAUGAAGCUCACAGGAUCCUUGAGAUUUUAAUACAUGUGGCAAUUAAUGUGGUAAUGCUGAAGUUGUGAGCUGCAAUUUUCAAACUUCUCCAACAGAAUCAAGGGAAAUCGGUUACACCAACAUGAACUUAAGUUAAUUACACAAUAGACUUGUAACAAAAUACCCUCAAUGUAAUGCUUUUUUUUGCAUGAGGUGUGAAUGAGUUUAUAAUGGUUUAUUAAGAAGAAAUUACUGAUUAACAAACUUGCUAGCCCCAAGAUCUCACUUGUAUGAAUUGUAAUUCCCUUGCACAUUUCAAAACAUAUUAGAUUUUAAUUUUAAAAUGAUUUGAUAUUUCAGCUUCCACCUUAAUUGUUUGUCUGUUUUAAUCUUCGGCUAACACUUUGAAAACAUUUAAAAAGUUAAUUAAACACUUGUGCUUUUUGC
Molecule: messenger RNA, 3771 nt
Organism: Pristis pectinata (smalltooth sawfish)
Lineage: Eukaryota; Metazoa; Chordata; Chondrichthyes; Rhinopristiformes; Pristidae
Gene: lnpka
Product: limb and neural patterns a
Exons: 13
Coding region: 298-1533 (411 amino acids)
Biological process (GO): endoplasmic reticulum tubular network organization
Cellular component (GO): endoplasmic reticulum tubular network
Source: RefSeq, a predicted model, not a curated record